Messenger RNA from Talpa occidentalis (Iberian mole), 2697 nucleotides. RefSeq names its product chromosome unknown C19orf53 homolog (gene CUNH19orf53). The transcript is spliced from 3 exons. The coding region runs from base 55 to 345 and encodes 96 amino acids. NCBI's taxonomy places the organism in Eukaryota, Metazoa, Chordata, Mammalia, Eulipotyphla, Talpidae. The record is from RefSeq and is a predicted model, not a curated record.
UGCGUUUUCCGGCUGCGACUACGCGACGCCGCGCCUCUCAGCCUGCGCGUCAUCAUGGCGCAGGGACAGCGCAAGUUUCAGGCGCGGAAACCUGCGAAGAGUAAGGCGGUCGCUACGGCUUCGGAGCGGAGCCGGGGCCCGAGGAAGGGCGGUCGUGUUAUCGCCCCGAAGAAGGCUCGCGUUGUGCAGCAGCAGAAGCUCAAAAAGAACCUUGAGGUCGGGAUCCGGAAGAAGAUUGAGCACGACAUGGUGAUGAAAGCCAGCACCAGCCUUCCCAAGAAGCUGGCGCUGCUGAAGGCACCCGCCAAGAAGGGAGGGGCCGCUGCCUCCAAGGCCCCUUCCUAAGGAUACUGGCUUCCAUGACAGCGACCACUGGCACAACCCCUACCUUCGGCUCACACCUGUGCAGGGUCCCCUCAAGUAGCAUCGUGAGGAGGAGGUGCCCUGUCCAAAGCCCCUGACUGUACCUGGAACUUAAGUGGGGGUUCAGACCAUCAGCCAAUGAUAACACAUCCCUGGGGUACAGGUCAGUCUCCCAGGCUACUGAAACUUAGCAAAGGCCAGAAGGAUAUUAUCACCAACUCCUGUACCCCCACCUUUCCCCAGGACUCAAUAAAUCUAGCUUUGUCCUUCCUCCGGCAGUCACCAUGCUCCUACAAGCAGGCCAGGGUGUUAACGCAUCCUGGUCAGCACCAUCAGAUUCCAGGGGACAGCCAGGGAAGGAGGGCUGCGCUUCUGUGCCUUCAGCCUGGAAGCUGGCGGAGUCUCUUUCUCCAACCUGCUCCAUUACCUGCAUACUCUCCAGACACAUCCACGUCAUCACCUUUGCUGGGGAGGGGACAAGCCAGCCAGCAGCUGCUCAUCUGUAGGGUCGUUGCUAACACCACCUCAUGGGGUCACAGUGCCACUUCAGGGUAUAAAAAGCCUUGAUAACUAGUAUUUCGGUAGCACAUCUGUGACCCAGGAACUGUUCCUGAGAACUUCCCACCCAUCACCUUGACCUUGGGAUGCCCAAGUUGGGUCAUCUGGAACCAGGACUUGAAACUGCUAUUGAUAGGGUCCUGGCUUCCACUCUCAGUUCACCAAUGCCACCUCUCAACGAAGAUUCUCUCCUGGUCUCACCCAGCCCCCCAAAUCUUAGGACAGUGCCUGUGGAACCAGCUGGGAGCCCUGACCUAUUGGUCAGCCUUCCCUCCCUCUUGGGAGACAAGGCUGGUCACAGCACAGGGACCAGGGGGCUGCAGUCCUGCUGAGGCUGAGCAGUGGUGUUGAGCAAAGGUGGCAGGAUCUGUGUGCAAUGGGCUGCACCCCCUGAGGUGGAUGACUGGUCCCUGGGCAGCCCCCCUUCCUGGCCAGAUUCAGCCCCUCAGGUAUACUUUCUUGGUCCCCACAUAUGGGCAUUCACAAUGCUGGAACUACCAACUUUUUUUUUUUUUUUUUUUCAAACAGCUCACAUAUUUAUUACAGAGCCAGGUACAGAGGUGUACCAAGAGAACACAAGUCCACAAAGCAGUGAUGUUUUUACUGACAUGGUAGAUGCUAUUGAUCUCAAUACAGCAUAAAUAUGCGCGCCAUCUCCGUGCGAUUCCUUACAGACCCAGCUUGGUUCUUCUCCAGUGUCUCCUCUUGGAAUUGUACCUGAUUUUAUUACCAGUUUUCAUCCGAAUCCACUGGGGAAUGGGACGGUUCUGUUUUUGUUUCUUGGCUAGGAAUCGCUUGAUCCUGAAAGUCUUGUGAGAAGACAUGGCGGGGAAGAGGUAAGCGCACACAGCGCGAUGGCGGCGGGAAGGAGCGAGAGACUACCAACUUUUUUUAAAUAAAGAUUGAUUUAUGCAUACAAGAACUGAGGUACAGGCCAGAGGUGCAGGGGGAAGAAAGGAUACACCAGAGAGAGUGGGGAGCAGAACAGGCAGAUCGACUGAAAUACACUGCUGAGGGGAGCAGCAGGUGAGACAGGAGAGGUCUGCACCAUGUGGGUAGCUCCCUGGCCAACACAGGGAUUGGACUUGUAUUGCAGAAGCUGUGGAUAGCUUCACAGCACUGUGCUUAACCCCUUGCACCACCAGGGAGGCCCAGGAACUACCAACCUGUUUAAAAAAAAAAAAAAGCAAGGGACAACUUCCAUGGGAAACAAAUCUGGCAGCUCUUUGAGUUCAAUGUGGAGUGGCCGUAGCACCUUCCAUACCAUACUGAGACAGUCCCCGCGAGACCUGAAGAGACUGCAGCAGCAGGCACACGUGUCCAUUUGUGGCAGAGUGGGUAAACAAGAUGUGGUCUGUUCUUAACCUGGGAUUAUUAUUUAAUCAUAAAAAGGAAUGAGUCACUGGUAUGUGCCACAGCACAGGAACUUAGAAAACAUGCUGAAGGAAACCAGACACUGGAGGCCACAUCCUGCGUUGUCGCAUGGAGAUGAAAGCGACACAACACAUCAGAGACGGGAGCAGGUUGCAGGGGAGAGGCAGGGAAACGCAGCUAAUGGACACAGGGUCAUCUCUCGGAGCUGAUGAAAAUGUUUUGGUUGCAAAACACUGAAUAUGCUAAAUGCCACAGCAAUGUACACUUAAAUGGCUUUUUUUUAACAUUUAUGUAUUUAUUUGAUGUAGGCCAUAGGUGUGGGGGGGUGAGAGACUUCACCAGAGUGGGGAGCAAAACAUCUACUGAAAUCCACUGCUGAGGGGAGCACCGGGCGAGACAGGA